UAAAAGGCGGGGGGAGGAGCUGUCGUUUUGAGUUUCUAUCCAUCAUCAUCUCGUCUAGUUAUCUACUCGUCACUCAACCAAUCCUAUUGAUCGAUUUCUCAUCUAUCUAUUCUCUACCUAGUACCUAGAACCUAUAACCUACAAAACCGACAUGUCCGCCAACGAUUAUUACGGCAGUGGUAACGGUGGCUACGGCCAGCAGGGUGGUUAUCCUCAGCAGCAGAACUUUGGCCAACCUCAAGGCUAUCCUCAGCAGGGCGGCUAUCCCCAACAACAGCAGUACUCCCAGCAACAACAACCUCAGGGUUACGGCUACAGCCAACAGCAGCCUCAAUACUCCUCCCACUCGCCUCAGCCCAGCUACGGCUCGCAAGCUCCUCCCCAGCAGCAAUACGGCCAACAGCCCACCUACGACCAGCGCGGCUCAUCGUCCUAUCCUCAACAACAAUACAACCCUCAGUAUGGCGCCCCUGCUUAUCCCCAGGGCGGCGCUCCUGGACAAUACCCUCCCGGCCAACCCGGCCCGGACGGUGAUCGUGGUCUCGGAGCCACUCUCGUCGGUGGAGGCGCCGCUGCUUGGGCUGCGCACACAGCCGGCGGUGGUCUUCUAAGCAGUCUUGGAGCUGCGGCCGCUGGUGCCAUUGGUGCCAAUGUGCUCGAGAACAAGUUUAAGAAGGGCAAGAAGGAUAAGAAACACAAGAAGGAUAAGAAGCACAAGAGCCGCGGCAUGGACAGUAGCUCCAGCAGCAGCGAUUCUGACUAACGAUGGUUGUUCAUGAUGGAAUAUGGAGAUUAGGUGUUAUAGCAAUUAUUUUUUAGAUUUAUGUUGGGAAUACGACGAACACUUGGUAAC
Messenger RNA from Fusarium verticillioides 7600, 853 nucleotides. RefSeq lists its product as hypothetical. The transcript is spliced from 2 exons. Bases 152 to 763 code for a protein of 203 amino acids. NCBI's taxonomy places the organism in Eukaryota, Fungi, Ascomycota, Sordariomycetes, Hypocreales, Nectriaceae. The record is from RefSeq and is a predicted model, not a curated record.